AUGGACCAGCCUCAGACGCCAGCUACCAGCGAUGGGCAGCAGCCGACAAUGCCACUAGAGAGCGAAACGCACACGGUACCAGUAAUCAUCGUCGUACUCGCCCAUUUCGACCAGAGGGGCUUACCCGACUGGCCUCUAAGCAUCACACUAAACUCGUUCCUCGCCUUCUUCACAACUCUGAUCAAGGCGACCUUCAUGCUCCCCGUUUCUACCGCCAUCAGCCAGAUGAAAUGGAGUUGGUUCCUUCAAGACCGGCCCAUUUAUGACUUCCAUAUCAUCGACCAGGCUAGCAGAGGACUGCGUGGUUCCUUCAUGUUGUUGUGGAGGGCGCACUUGAAGAGCUUCAUCUCUCUCGGAGCCGUCAUUGUCAUCACAAGCACGUUGACGUCCCCGGUCACGCAGCUGGCUAUCAACUACCCCAUCAGAGAUCGCGAAGUUCCUAGCGGUGCCUAUGCCAGAGCCAUCCGGAAAAUCGAGACACCGGUUGAUUCCUUGACUCACGCGACAAGCAAGGCUGUUCAAAUUGCAAUAGCCUCAGACAAUUCCUUAUUCAACAACCCAAUGCCGCCCCUCGAAGCUUUCUGCUCGACUGGUAAUUGCACAUUUGACAAGUACAGCACACUGGGGGUCUGCGUAAAGCUAGCCAACAUAUCCUCGCAUCUGAAAAUCGAGACCUUUAAGGAUCUAGAAUCAGCGGACAUUCCUCCAUCGGACCUCGAACUUCUCAAGGAGAUGAUACAGCCUCCUGGGAUGAAGAUCUGGAAGGCAUCCCUUUCUGAGCACUUUUACAUGAUGCACUUGGAUUCAAUCUCUUUAUGUACCGAUAUGUUGGUCGGAAACGAAAGUUUUGGGUUUCGUAACGACAUGAAUUUGCUACGGACGAGAAUAGCUUCAUUCGCUCUGAUUUUCACCACCCCAGUCUACAAUGAUACAUUCUCCACAGAGGAUGAUUUCAUUACAGAGGAUGGAUAUUUAAAGCGAGGAGAUACGUUUUGGCACGAGGCCUGGGAGGUCCUAUUCCAUCUUUGCGUCCAGUCGUACGACACCAAAGUCCAGGCGGGCGCCGAUGAGACUCACAUGGUAAGCUCGAUCGCCAUACCCAUGGAGCCAGAAGACAGCCCCUUUAUGGACGUCAACUGUCCACAGUCUCUGUAUGGCCCGUCAGGUAUAUGUGAGGAGAACUCAGAGCGAUACAACGAGACGCUCGUUCUGCAAAGCCCAGGGGAGGAUUCUCCGUGUCCAGGCUCAAAGCCGGAAGCCUUCAGUGCAAAUUAUUUCUCUAUGGAGCUUACGGCAUUGAGACUAAGACAAAGCCUGACGAGUUGGGUAAUGGCUAAGUAUGAGGAUGAGGAUUUGUCAAAACCCAUCACUAUGAGUAUGACGCCCUCGGACUUUAUAGGAAGUCUCUGGUCUGCUGUACUCUUUCACCCGCAAAAAUUGCUUGACCAUACCGCUCGCUACAGCAGUCUCAACAACAUUUAUCUGAAUGUCGCGACGGCGUUAUCUUCAGUAAUACGCCGAGCCGAACUCAAUUACACGGAACACGGCUUCAACAUUACUGGGAAGGCUUGGGAAGCAGAAACAUAUGUACAAAUCCGAUGGGGGUGGCUUUCGUUUCUCGCCUUCGAGCUUGUUCUUGCGGCCACCGUCUUAGUCCUGACGAUCGCCGCUCAGAAGAGCAACCAGACAUCAGACCGAGAGAGCUACGACAUGGUUUGUGACCUCAAGGAUUCUUCCCUGGCGGCCUUGGUUGCACUCGACAACGAGUAUCGGGGCGUGGUGGGAGACGGCUUAGGGCCGAUAAAUGAGCUGGAGAAAACGGCAAAGGAAGUACAUGUGAGGCUAAGGGGGAACAGACUCGUCGCUGUCAACGCCACCAAUGAAACUCAAGGCGAUUGUGCUUAG
Messenger RNA from Fusarium keratoplasticum, 1905 nucleotides. RefSeq lists its product as uncharacterized. The record is from RefSeq and is a predicted model, not a curated record. Bases 1 to 1905 code for a protein of 634 amino acids. The transcript is spliced from 3 exons. NCBI's taxonomy places the organism in Eukaryota, Fungi, Ascomycota, Sordariomycetes, Hypocreales, Nectriaceae.